GAGGCGAAAUCACUCCCGGAGAGGGCGUGAUCAUUCCCGGAGAGAUGUUUCGCACAGCUCUUUUGGUGCUCCUGGUGGUGGCCCUCAGUGGCGCCAGUCCCCUGGUGAAACCCAUCCCGGGAAGCAAGCCCUGGAGGUCACGUCUGGACGGCAGGAUUGUCGGGGGUUCCGCUGUCAGCAUCUCCCAGUACCCAUGGCAGCUCUACUUCACCAUUGGCAACUACAUGUGCGGCGCCUCCAUCAUUAGCAACACCUGGGCUCUCUCUGCAGCCCACUGUGUGGAUGGAUUCUCCAUCAGCCAAAUGCUGUUGCGGGCUGGCACCUCCACCAGGGGUAGUGGAGGUACCACGCACAGCAUCGCCACUGGCUACAUUCACGGAAGCUACAGUGGCAACGACUACGACAUCUGCGUCGUCCAAGUUUCUAACGCCUUCAGCUUCGGCACCAACGUUCAGGCCGUGGGUCUCGCAUCGUCAGAGCCCUCUGCUGGAACCUCAGUAACAGUCACUGGCUGGGGAACCACCUCGUCUGGCGGCAGUGCCUCCAACACGCUACUAGGUGUCACCGUCCAGAUCAUAGACCGCAACACGUGCAACCGUUCGUAUGGCAGCAUCACAAGCCGCAUGAUCUGCGCAGGAGUGACCGGAGGCGGCAAGGACGCCUGCCAGGGAGACAGCGGCGGUCCUCUGGUGUCCGGCUCCACCCAGGUGGGCAUCGUCUCCUUUGGCAACGGAUGCGCCUUGGCCAACUACCCGGGGGUUUACAGCAACGUAGCCAACCUGAGGUCCUGGAUCCAACAAGCUUCUGGCGUCUAAACCAUGAAACAGCUACACUGCACAAAUAAUUUUCAUUUACUUAAACUUCUGAUUUGAUCCAUUAUAAAUGGUUUUUGAAAGCCUGCGACUGUAGAUACAAUAGGUUUGUUUAGAAAUAAAUAAAUAAAUCUUUUGCUACCAGCCCCAUUUAUAAACAAACCUAUUACUUGAACUUGGCGUUAAUUUUUUGCAGGUUCGUUGUUGUCAACAUAAAUAAUGUUUGCAUGUAAUAAAUUUCACAUUCAGUAUGCUUAAA
Molecule: messenger RNA, 1071 nt
Organism: Schistocerca americana (American grasshopper)
Lineage: Eukaryota; Metazoa; Arthropoda; Insecta; Orthoptera; Acrididae
Product: trypsin alpha-3-like
Exons: 2
Coding region: 45-815 (256 amino acids)
Biological process (GO): proteolysis
Molecular function (GO): serine-type endopeptidase activity
Source: RefSeq, a predicted model, not a curated record